This is a messenger RNA of Globicephala melas (long-finned pilot whale), 639 nucleotides long. It is a transcript of the gene SOST, whose product is annotated as sclerostin. NCBI's taxonomy places the organism in Eukaryota, Metazoa, Chordata, Mammalia, Artiodactyla, Delphinidae. Gene Ontology annotation, molecular function: BMP binding. The record is from RefSeq and is a predicted model, not a curated record. Gene Ontology annotation, biological process: negative regulation of Wnt signaling pathway; negative regulation of BMP signaling pathway; ossification.
AUGCAGCUCUCUCUUGCCCUGUGUCUCGUCUGCCUGCUGGUACACGCAGCCUUCCGUGUGGUGGAGGGCCAGGGGUGGCAGGCCUUCAAGAAUGAUGCCACGGAAAUCAUCCCCGAGCUGGGCGAGUACCCCGAGCCUCCGCCAGAGCUGAACAACAAGACCAUGAACCGGGCAGAAAACGGAGGGAGGCCUCCCCACCACCCCUUUGAGACCAAAGACGCUUCCGAGUACAGCUGCCGCGAGCUGCACUUCACCCGCUACGUGACGGACGGGCAGUGCCGCAGCGCCAAGCCGGUCACCGAGCUAGUGUGCUCGGGCCAGUGUGGCCCGGCGCGCCUGCUCCCCAACGCCAUCGGCCGCGGCAAGUGGUGGCGCCCGAGCGGGCCCGACUUCCGCUGCAUCCCCGACCGCUACCGCGCGCAGCGGGUGCAGCUGCUGUGUCCCGGCGGCGCGGCACCGCGCGCGCGCAAGGUGCGCCUGGUGGCCUCGUGCAAAUGCAAGCGCCUCACCCGCUUCCACAACCAGUCUGAGCUCAAGGACUUCGGGCCCGAGGCCGCCCGGCCACAGAAGGGCCGGAAGCCGCGGCCCCGCGCCCGGGACGCCAAAGCCAACCGGGCGGAGCUGGAGAACGCCUAUUAG